Molecule: messenger RNA, 1363 nt
Organism: Pseudocercospora fijiensis CIRAD86
Lineage: Eukaryota; Fungi; Ascomycota; Dothideomycetes; Mycosphaerellales; Mycosphaerellaceae
Exons: 3
Coding region: 1-1080 (359 amino acids)
Biological process (GO): chromatin organization
Cellular component (GO): nucleus
Source: RefSeq, a predicted model, not a curated record
AUGGCCGACACACCCAACUCUGGCAGCUCAACGCCAAACUCACGCUUCACGACCCAAGCCGUCAGCGCCGAAGACAAGCUAAAAGCAGAUACCGUCGGCUUGCAAACACUCGAUGCAUUUCGAAAGCGACGCGCCGAAGCCUUCGAAAGCGGCGCACCGACGCCAGAUGGACGUGAAUCCACGCCAAAAGCAGAAUUCAAGAAGAGGAAGAAAGGCGGGUUGAAGAAAGGCGGAUUAUCAUUCGGAGGGGAUGAUGAAGAUGAUGAAGAUACCAACGCGUCUGCUCCUGCGACAGAAUCUGAAGACGCCGCUUCGCCUGCGCCGUUCAAGAAGAAAUCUCUACGUCCGAAUUCUUCGGUCGGAUUGCAACCUAGAGCUAUGACGAAGUCUGCGAUGCUGAAAGAAGCUCAACUCAAAGACGCGUUACGGAAAGAGUACGUUCGGAUCCAAGAAGCCGUGCGCGCGACGGAGUUUGUUUUACCUUUUGCAUUCUACGAUGGUAGGAACGUGCCUGGAGGAAAAGUGCGGUUGAAAAAAGGUGAUAAGAUUUGGCUGUUUCUCGAAAGAGCGCGGAAAUUGGGUGCGGAGCUGGGGAGAGGGGAUAGAGGGAGAAGGGAUUGGGCACGGAUCAGUGUCGAUGAUCUUAUGAUCGUGCGAGGAGAUAUAAUCAUUCCACACCAUUACGAUUUCCACUACUUCCUCCUCAACAAAACCCACGGCUACCACGGCCAACUCUUCGCCUUCUCCGCCGACCCUACCCCCGCAACGCCUGCCCAUCUCUUACACAAAUUUUCGGAGGAAUCCACCCCUGUACCGGAAGACGAGCCUUCGCAUCUCCAAACUGCGGCUCAGAGAAAACUGCAAGCGGCCCAACACUCCGGACCUCCUGAUUCCGAGCUCGAAGGUUUCGGGGAUGAUCCCAACGACACGAAAGUCGUGGAUCGGAGGUGGUAUGAGAGGAGCAAACAUAUUUAUCCCAUGAGUAGUUGGCAGGAAUUCGAUGCGGAGAAGGAGGAGGAGUAUAAGAAGGGGGUGAGGAAGGAUGGGAAUGGGAAUGCGAUGUUUUUCUCCUCGAGGUGAGAGACAGAGAGAGCGUCGUGAAGGUCUCGGGGCGGGGAUGCAGCUCGGGUAUCUUGUGUAGAUGCUGAAUCCAGUCCUCCCAUCCCCUGUCCUUCCCUUCCCCUUCUCACCCCGCAAACCACCACCACCACCACCACCCCACCAUCACCCAAAGUAUCAACGCCACCGGAUUAAACAAAAACAACACCAUCGGCGUCGGACUGAAAAGCGCCAUCACAACGUUCUGCGCACACCUUCCCACCCAAACUUCAAAUUUCUUACUCCUUGUAUUAAGUUUUUGCGC